AUGGCAGCAGUGGAGAGGAAGAAACCAACACACUUGGACAUGAACUCCAAAUCUUCGACACCUGUCCCCCAGUUUGAGGUCAAAGGCAGCCAUAUCAUGGCUAGAAAUAGAGGCUCUUUUCUAGUCAGGCACACCCCUCAUCCCAGAAGAGUCUGCCACAUCAAAGGUUUGAAUAACACUCCCAUCUGUACUGUGAAUGAUGAUGAGAAUAUGUUGUGGACAUUGCACGGUGGUGGCCAGCUUUGCCACUCCAAGGAGGGUAAGACAACAUGUGCCAAAUGCAGUUGCCCACCUAGCACUCCAGACUCACAGAGCUCUGUCAGAGGAGUGUCGCCAGCUUCAACCAUUGUCAAAACGCCCCUACGGCCUCAUUCUGAGCCCAGUCGAAAAAUGAAAGAGUGCUUCAAAACUUCCAAUGAGAAUCCCUUAGUAAUUAAAAAGGAAGAAAUUAAGGGCAAAAAGUCACCAUCAGCUCCAAAGGCAUCCUCUACUGCUGGUUCUGGGUCUUCAGAGAUGAUGACUUCCAAGAACGACGUCAAAGCGAACACUGUUUGCAUACCGAACUACCUGGAUCAAGAAAUUAAAAUCCUGGCAAAGCUCUGUGACAUUUUACACACUGAUUCUCUGGGAGAAGUGCUACAGUGGCUGCUUCAUGCAAGUACAAAAGAGAAAGAGUGGGUCUCUGCUUUGAUUCAUUCUGAGCUGGCUGAGAUAAACAUGUUGACUCGCAGAAGAAACAUCUCAAAGGAACCAGCAGGAGAGACUGAGAAGCCACCCAUAGUUACACCACCCCCAAAUUCACCUGAAAAAUCAGUGGAACUGACCAAAGCUAAAGAAGAUCAACCAACCAGAGCAUCAAGUCAAGGAUCUGAAGGGAAUAAGGAAGUGCCAAAAGAGGCUGAACAUAAGCCCCCAUUGUUUAUUAGAAGAAAUAAGGCAAAAAUACCUCUUACAGAAUAUUUCAGCAAACCAAAGUCUGACCUCUCCCCAGUCUCUCCCAGGCCGACCUCUCAGAAUAGUGGAUCAGCAAAACCAAUGACAGCAAGCACUACACAAGGAUACAAUCUCUGUCCCCAAAGAGCAGUUUAUCCUUCAGCAUACCAAAGGUAG
Nycticebus coucang (slow loris) is the source of this 1110-nucleotide messenger RNA. It is a transcript of the gene C1H4orf17, whose product is annotated as chromosome 1 C4orf17 homolog. NCBI's taxonomy places the organism in Eukaryota, Metazoa, Chordata, Mammalia, Primates, Lorisidae. The record is from RefSeq and is a predicted model, not a curated record. The transcript has 8 exons. Bases 1 to 1110 code for a protein of 369 amino acids.